Messenger RNA from Ixodes scapularis (black-legged tick), 3392 nucleotides. Its product is annotated as whirlin. Bases 1 to 3006 code for a protein of 1001 amino acids. Gene Ontology annotation, biological process: rhabdomere development. Gene Ontology annotation, cellular component: stereocilia ankle link complex; stereocilium tip; cilium. NCBI's taxonomy places the organism in Eukaryota, Metazoa, Arthropoda, Arachnida, Ixodida, Ixodidae. The record is from RefSeq and is a predicted model, not a curated record. The transcript is spliced from 21 exons. Gene Ontology annotation, molecular function: protein binding.
AUGCGAGAAGUCAUUGCGUUUUUUACGACCUCGCCCAAGCGUAAGGCCGUGUUGAAACUCCAGCUUAGCAAACAACUCGCCAACUUAUGCAACACACGUUGGGUCGAACGUCACGACGCCGUUUUGCAGUUCAGAGGGAGCCUGGGAACCAUCGCAAAGGCGUCACAAACGCUUUCCCAGUGUUUUUUGGACAUUGUGAAAGACACAAGCGUUGUCCUAAUCGAAAAGCGGAACUCGUUGAACGCCGAGAAGACUUUCAAAGAAAUUUUAGCACAUGCAAAAGACAUUGCCGAGAACAUGGGAGCCCAACUAGAUGUGCUGGAGGUGUACUGCCUCAACACGCCUUUGCCGCGCCACAUGGAUGACAAGGAAGCUCAAGCAAAGCUCAGUAUCUUGGCAGCGAAAUACGGCGUGCUUCUCGGAAUGGGGGAUGUCGCAUUGCAGACCAUCGUCAGAGCCGAACUUUUAAAUGUGGUGGUGAAAUGGAGACGCGAACAAGAGAAGGGCCUUUUGCAUCGAUGGCUGUGGAGAUACUGCAAGAGUCGGAGCCAGAACUGUAUCCCAACAUUAAGACCCUGCUGUGCGUUCUCGCCACACUGCCACCCUCAGCUGAUUCGAGCGAGCAACGGCAGCGACGAUCCCUCGGAACAGACCUACCUCCCCAACAAGAUUCGUCUGGUGCAACUCAAGCGUCGGGGCGCUGCUCCGCUGGGCUUCUCCAUACGUGGAGGCCGUGAGCAUGGCACCGGUGUGUUUGUGUCCCAAGUAUCCGGUGGCUCGGAGGCGCACCACAGAGGACUCAGGGUCGGCGACCAGAUUAUCCGCAUCAAUGGCUAUCCCAUCGACCACUUCAUCCACGAGGAGGUCCUGGCACUGCUCAAGGCGAGGCCCACCAUCCUGCUCAAGGUUAAAAGCGUCGGAAUGAUCCCUAUUAAAGACAAUAAACGGGAUCCUAUCACUUGGAAAAUGGUGGAGCCUGAUCCUUGCAGCAGCGGUUCCGACGGAACGCACUCUGUUAGCAGCGGUUCCAGCCUCGACGAGCCUAUCGAGACCAAAGUCUUCAUUUCGGGGAUCGGUGGCUCGAGUCUUGGCUGCAGCGUCGUCAAGGGACCCCCGGAACUGCCAGGCAUCUUCGUGCAGACGGUGAAGCUUCACGGCCUCGCCGAAAUCGCGGGACUCGAGAUCGGUGAUCAGAUCACGGAAGUGAACGGUCAGGGAUUCCUCAACGUCGAGUUUUCCGAGGCCAUCGCGAUGCUCAAGUCCUGCAAGGAGAUGGCCCUGACGGUGAGGAAAGGCGCCGGCCUCGAACUCUUUCCCGAGGAGAGGCUCCGGAGGCGCAACGUCCGACUCUGCAACGGCCACGCCAAGGGCCGCAACGGGAACGGCCAUUUGCUCAACGGGAACCACACCAUGCACAACAGGACCCUCUACACGAACGGAAACAACGGCAAGGCGUCCCCAGAGUCAUUCCACUCUUUGCACGACACCAUCACGAACGGCUCUCUCUCCGAGAUGUCGGACCGCAGCACUUCACUGUCCAGCUCCCAGUCCACUAGUCCCGUGACCAAUGGUUACACCACCCAUCCGAACGGAAACGGCUGCCAGAAGCACAGGUCCACGGAAAACGGCGGAUCGCACUACGGCAGCAGCAACAGCCACGUCUUACUUCACCCCAAGCUGAGCCUCGCCGGCUCCGAAGAACGACAGCGGCUUGAAGAAGAGAAGCGGCGCCUGUACGAGAAAGAACAGCUGCUCAAGAUGGAGGCCGAGAAACUCGCCGAAGAGCGGCGCAAGUUGGAAGUUCAGAAGUCCCUCCAGGAGCACCACCAGCAGAUUCCCUGCCUGCCCAUCGUGGCGCCUCCCUGCAACAUCCCCGCACCCCCACAGAUGCACGUCUUCGCCGAGCUGCACAGCGUGGCGCAGCAGAGGCGGAUGUCACGCGAGAAGGGUCUCCAGAACGGCACCGAAGGUUCCAGGAAGGCUGCCAGGACCGGUUUAAGGCCAGAUGCCAAGCCUUCGCCAGACGUCCUCAUCAAGCAGAAACAGCACGAGCAACUGAUGGUGGAAUUUCGAGAAGUGCACAAAAAGAUGUUCGGCAUGUUGCCAUCAGGAUCAGCAGACCACACAGCUCUGCACCACUCACAAAUUGAUGGGGAACUCAGCAAGUCAGCAGCCAUGCUCAAUAUUCAAGAGACCGUACAGGCGCUGAAGAAGGAGCGAAGCAGCACCCCUGCUGUGGCAACCGCGGUACCAGCGGCGCCGAGCCCAGUCAAGGCGGAGGUCGCGAGGCAUUCGGGCAAGGGCCCCGCGCCAAGACCCCCUGGGUCCAAGGAUGUCCCCAUCACGGACAGCAGGGGACCAGAACCGAAGCCACCCAAAAGUUUCUUUGGACCCAGGCCUCUGGUCACCAUCGGCAGCUACCCAGACGGGAGCAACCCCAGGCCCAACCGGUUCUCGCGGCCGGCAAACAAGGUGGAAAUUGUCGACAGUGACAGAGGGACCACCACAGUCGACUCAUCUAACAAAAGGACCGAGAGCAGGUCAGCAUCGCCCCCUCGAACAAAGACGCCAUCCCAGGCGCCUGAAGGCAACACUGGGCCCAAGAUGACUGUGAGCAUCAACUGCAAGGCUCCGAAUCGGCCGAGCCUCAGCACGCGGUUCAAUCUCAACGGGGCAAAUCAAGCUGCUGCAAAUGCCUUCAGUAACGAAGUGGAUGAAGGCACCGUGGUGAAGACACUGACCUUUAAGAAGGACGGUCCCCUGAACCUGAACCUGGAGGGAGGCCUGAACUCUGUGCACGAUGGCCGGAUCAUAGUGACCGAAGUGCGCGAAGGUGGUCUGAUCCCGGUGGAUGGCGACAUCGCCAGCGGCGACCAAAUCUUGAUGGUCAACAACACCCGUCUGGUCAAUGUUUCCCUUACGGCAGCUCGGGUGGCCAUGCAGAAUGCCAUGGGAAGCGAAAGCCGCGAGCUUCGCCUGACGGUGGCCAAGCAGCCGCAGCAGUGACUCCAGUCCGAUCCCGUGACAAAACCCGUCUGUGCCUCGAACGCUCUCAAUAUUCAAGAACGAGAAGAAAACAGACGAGGACGGCCUCAACGAGGCAUGCCACUUUUUAAACCUCUCCCGCUUUCCAGCUCCAUUGCGUGAAGAUACUCCCAUUACGUUUAAAAUGCUUUGUACAUACAGGAUGCCACAGGCUGUAGUAGGCUGGUCGAUUUUGUUUGCCCACAGUCCCUCCACUCUGCACGCAAAUGCCUGGCAUCACUGAGAAGUAUGUAAAUAAAAGACACGACUUUGUUCCUUUUAGUGUCCUGUAUUGACCUACUGUGCGUCCUGUGAAAUAACCCCGUGUGCGUGUAUGUGGUUUUCAAUAAAGUGUGUGCCUGCUCGUA